UUAAGUCCGCCUAAGCCCUCCAUCUUAAAAACUUCAAACAUUUGAUUUGUUCAACAAAUUUACUCUCAAAAAUCAAAAUCAAACCCAAUUCUAGAAAGGAGAAGCCGUGUACCUGAAUUCGGCAAUUUCUUCCUUCUUUCCUCCGUUGAUUCUACGCUCCUUUUCUAACUUGUUUCUUAAAUCUUAACAAAUCCAUUAUCCUUGUUCUUCAUUUUCUCUUUCUCAUUUCUUAAUUGCUUAUCAAUUACUUGCAGUUAUUAUCUUGCCUUAUUAAUCCUUUCAGUUUCUUGCAAAUUUUAGUUUGUUGGUGCUGUUUCAUUUCUGUAUUGGGUAAUUUGCAAAGAUAUUCUACAAUCAUUUUACAUUGUGAAUCUAGAAUUUAUCCAUUCAGUGCUUUUCUGGGUAGCAUACAAUUUUGACAAUGAUUGGUAUCAAGAACUCACCAUUGCAUAGGUUUGCUAAGCCUAGUUCUGCUGGUCCAAAGGUUUCUAAUAAGGCGAGCAAUAACCCAUUUGAUUCUGAUGAUGAGUCUGAUAAGAAGCCUACUCGAGGAUCCCCUGCAAAAGCUUCUUCUGCACCAUUGAAGAAUUUGCCUACUUCUAGUGUGACUAACCCUUUUGAUGAUGAUUUUGAUAAUAGAGAGAGAGAAGAGACUUCUAACACCUCUAAGUAUACCUUUUCUUAUGCUCAAAGGAACAAAUACAAAAAUGAUUUCUAUGACUCAGGAGGUGUAGACAAUCAAAGUGUGGAGGAAUUAGAAAAUUAUGCGGCGUACAAAGCUGAAGAGACGACAAAGACUGUUGAUAACUGUUUGAGGAUUGCUGAAGGUAUAAGAGAGGAUGCUACCAAGACAUUAGUCACCCUCCAUCAGCAAGGUGAGCAAAUUAGAAGAACCCAUGAGGAGGCUGUAAAUAUGGAUUACGAUUUAAGUCGGGGGGAGAAGCUUUUAGGAAGUCUUGGGGGGCUGUUUUCUAAGACGUGGAAGCCAAAGAAGACUGCUCCAGUCAAAGGUCCUAUCAUGUUAAGAGAUGAUCCUGUUUGGAGCAAGGGUAACCACUUAGAACAGAGGGAGAGGCUAGGAUUGUCAUCUGUGCCAAAUGGGCGUUCAAAGUCUAGGACUCCACCACCUGAACCCACAAAUGCUACGCAAAAAGUUCAGGUGGAAAAACUGAAGCAAGAUGAUGCCCUAUCCGACUUGAGUGAUCUUCUAGGCGAGCUGAAGGUUAUGGCUCAGGACAUGGGUUCUGAAAUCGAACGGCAAAACAAAUCACUGAACCAUUUAGAUGAUGAUGUGGUAGUCUUGAAUGAUAGAGUUAAAUAUGCCAACCAACGCGGCCGGAAGUUAAUCGGGAAAUGAUGAUUUAGAGCGGCUAACUGCGGUAUGGUAAUCACUAACCUAUAUCCAAGAAUGCCCUUUUGUUUCAAUGGCGUUGCUGGAUAUAUGUUACUUUUGUGAUUGUUGUUCGGGUAAUUGUAUUGUAAAAAUAUUGCGAAACGGGGAGGAGAACGAAGAGGAUUUGAUAGACAUUUUUGUAUUUGCGUCUGUCUGUAUUUCAUGUUAUAGUAGGCUGCAAAUAAUUGUAUUACAUACAAGUACUUGAACAAUGAUUCUCUUGUGGAAAUGUGGUAGACCUAUUACAGUUUUUACAUCUCUUGGUACAAUUUUCAUGUAUAAAUUUACUGUACAUAUAAGAUUUCCAUGUAGUAGAUUUAGCGAUAUGAUGAUCAGUAUCCACAACUCACAAGUAUUGUUCACAUAAAUAAUUGCUCAUAUCUUGGGCUCUUAUCCUUCAUUUUUACAUUUCUUUUUUUCAGCGCCAUAAAAUGACUCAUGUACAUGGGUUUAAAGGGAUUAGAUGUAUACAAUUGUACCCUUAGAGUUUGGGCCUUGUUAGUUGAAUGAUCCUUGGUAGCAAAUUAAAGUAUGAUAUUUAAUAUUAUGAUUUAAUGAGUUAUUUUAUAGCUAGAAGUAUUUUUAGUGUUAUUUUGUUAUGUGAGAACUGGAAACUAAUAGAAA
Amaranthus tricolor (Joseph's coat) is the source of this 2017-nucleotide messenger RNA. RefSeq names its product SNAP25 homologous protein SNAP33-like. Gene Ontology annotation, cellular component: SNARE complex; plasma membrane. The record is from RefSeq and is a predicted model, not a curated record. Lineage: Eukaryota; Viridiplantae; Streptophyta; Magnoliopsida; Caryophyllales; Amaranthaceae. Bases 422 to 1357 code for a protein of 311 amino acids. Gene Ontology annotation, molecular function: SNAP receptor activity. The transcript has 6 exons.